Molecule: messenger RNA, 1685 nt
Organism: Chara braunii
Lineage: Eukaryota; Viridiplantae; Streptophyta; Charophyceae; Charales; Characeae
Source: the annotation of a GenBank genome assembly
UCAGCAGUGCCACAUCACAGUGCCACAUUUGCAGUGCCACGUCAGCAGGACACGACAGCUACAGUGCCACAGCAGAUAAGUGCCACCUCGGCAGGGUCCCGACACCAUGACGGGCCCAGCCCCGGGCAUGGCGGGCCAACUGGCCAAUGAAUCCAUCUCCGACUACAAGCUGCAGUUCUACGCCCAGCUCGCAUUGAUCGAGGCUGAAGAACAGCGGCAGCUGGCAGCCGAGACGGCCCGCCUACAGGCCGAAGCUGAGGCAGCAGCAGAGAAGCUGCGACUACAGACCGAAGCAGAUGCAGAUGCCCAGGCUCGCCGCAAGGAAGCCCAGGAUCUGUUGCAGCGGCAUGAAGCCAGCAGCAUCGAAUCAGGAGGAACAACACAAGGAGUUCCUCUCCAAGCUCGUGACYCGGUUGUUGUAUGCGUGCAACUACCAACGGUCCGAGUUGGAGAAGCAGAACCUGGAACUACAGAACCUGCACCAGGCUCUGCAGACACAGCAACAAGAGUUGGUGACUCUCUGCGCAUGGUGCAUGAUCACGACAGUGCUACACGGGCACUCAACGGCCGUGUCACGGACCUGGAGCAAUCUGCACCAGAUCCAGACGCAGUCGCGACCAGCAGUGCACCAUCAAACCACCAGCUGGAACAACGCAUGGACCACGUGGUGGCAAUGCUGGGUGACCUUACCACCUUCACAACACCAGCCACCAUUAGCCAGCGGUUCGAGGAGCUGGAUGCCAAGCUCGGGCAGCAACAGCAGCCMUCCGAGCACAGCAGCAGCUCGCCGAAGCCGUACAAGAUGCCAAAGUUCCAGAUUGAGAGAUUCGAUGACUACAUGCAUCAGAAUCCRGUAGUCUGGUGGCAAGGAUUCUCGACGGAGUUGGGGAUUCAUCAGAUUCCCAAGGACAUGUACAUCAGCGCUCUGUUCCUCAAUGUGAAAGGAGCAUGCCAGAUCUGGUUGAGCCACAUGGCCACAAUGCACAGCGUCGAUGUGGCAGAGCUGUACAAGAAGAUCACCAAGGAAGAAAUGACAAAGGAAUGGAAGAAGCGGUUCAUCGUCGACGACGCGCCUGCACAGGCCGUCAACCGCAUCUUCACAAYGGCACAGGGCAGCAGUCUGACACGGGACUGGCUCACGGAAUGGCAGAAGAUUGUGGCGACGCCCGAUCUGGAUCUACCAUUCACGCAUCUGCGGCGCUCUGUGUUGGUCCUCCUUUUGGCAGGAACAUCAUGGCACACUGAUAUCUGCCCUUCAGGCUCUUAACCUAGACUUAUACUGGCGUACAUUCAGGCCCUGGACCAUCAUAUUACCUAAUGGAAAGCUACCGGACCCUUCCAUGCCCAACUGGCUUGCUGGACAAUCCCUACCAGGCUUCUAUCAAAUUCUACUCGUGUCCCUGGCGCUACACUACCCCCAAUAUGUCCUACCACCAACAUUUCUGUCCUGCCCCUGGCCUUAUCCCUAUUACUAUGCUGUCCCUGUUUGAGUCACAGUUACACACCAAGGCCAACAGAGGUAGCACAAGAAACCAGACUUGGACUCAGGCAGGCACACAACACACACGUGUUAGUGAUAGACCACACACACAGUAUUACACACUUAGGAAAAAAAACAUAGCAAAUCACAGCAGAAUAGACUCAAUUCGGAAUUCUCAGAAAACAGAUAAAAGAUACUGCAUCUC